GUUGGAUUGUCUGUGGAGUCUAAGGAGAUCUGUCAGUGUCAUUGUAUUUACAUUAUUUAUUUGAAUUAUUUAGUGUCAAAUCGUAUUAAAACCAUAACAUGAAUAAAAGCCAUGAAACUUUAAAAAUGCACGAACAUCAAAAGCAAACCUGGAUAGAAUUAAUCGAAAAUUACAAGAAUUUGACACUGUUAUGGGAUCCAAAGCACACAGACUAUUCGGACCAGCGAUUGCGUCAGAAAGCCUACGAUAAAUUGCUCAAGAUAUACAAAACAAUUGAUAGCAAAGCCACCUUGUCACACUUUAAAAAGAAAUUUGAUAAUAUGAGAACUACAUACAACAGAGAGAGAAAAAGGAUGAAAGGAUGUAAAGUAGAGGGAGUAAUUUACACACCAAAUUUAUGGUAUUUUAAGCAUCUCAGCUUCCUUGAUAAGAUACUGGAGACACCGGAGGAGAGUGAAAGAUAUUUUCACUUCAAUAGGUAUGAUAACAAGAUUUAUUUGGAGACGUCCCCAUUGAAAAGGAAACGGGUUGCUAUUAAUAGUUCAAGUACACCGAAAUCACAGUCUGUCAAAGUCAAACCUGAAUACUAUCUAAAUAUAGAGCCUAUUCAGUCUUCUGGAGAGGAAAACACCCAAAAUACAUCACCAUCACUACCAAGUCAACUCCGUAUCAAGGUUCAAUCACCACGCAUCCAGAACACAUUUAGCUUGCGGGACGUGCAGGAAAACAAAAAAAGUCAAAUGUCACCGGACAACCGACUCCGAGAUCUUCUGCAAAAACAAGAAAACUUUGUGGGCACUGUCAGCCAAAUGCUGACCAAGGAACAAGAAGAUUGGGAGGUUAUAGGCAAAUCUAUAGGCCUACAACUAUCCAGUUUAGAAGAGAAACAAGGAACCAUUGCUAGAAAGUUGAUAAAUGAUGUAAUUUUCUUCGGGAGUAUGGAUAAAUUGACUGUGGAGUCAUACAUUAAUGUAAAUGAAAUGAUCUCAGAUAAUGAUGAGAAAGAACAUUUUGUAUAUGUUGAUUCAUCUAGUUAGGAAUAAUUUAUGAAUAAAUAUGGUUUUGACAUUUA
This is a messenger RNA of Cydia pomonella (codling moth), 1072 nucleotides long. RefSeq lists its product as uncharacterized. The coding region runs from base 99 to 1037 and encodes 312 amino acids. Lineage: Eukaryota; Metazoa; Arthropoda; Insecta; Lepidoptera; Tortricidae. The record is from RefSeq and is a predicted model, not a curated record. The transcript is spliced from 3 exons.